AUGGGUGACAUAGGCUCUCAGGUGAAGGGGUGGCCCGUCCAGGCCGCAGACGCGUCGGCGCUCUGGGACAAGCUCGCCAAUGGCAAGCCACACCAGGAGGGCGCGAUAAUUGUCUACCCCCAGUCCCUCGGGGACCCCAACACCCGGCAAUUUUUCAACAACGGCUACUGGACAUGCAGCGUCGGCGUAUGCAUCGACAAGCACACCGACGACAUCGCCUUCCUAGAGCAACUCGUCUCCUCCCUCCCCGGCCGCUUUUCUGCCGACCCCAAGCGCGUGUACCUGAGCGGCAAGUCCGCCGGCGGCAUCCUCGUGCACGCGGCGUUGUGCAGGUCCAAGGUUGUCGCCGACAAGGUGGCGGUCGCGAUCGACGUCAUCGGCGGCAUCCCCGACGCAAUGGCGAAGGCCUGCACGCCAAAGGGCCGGACCAAUGUGCUGCUUGUCCACGGGAUGAAGGACGAGCACCUGCCUUGGGCGUCGAGCGUGGUGCUGGAUUACGUGCCUUUCAUGAGCACGCAGGCCGCGGCGGGGUUCUGGCGGGACAAGUACGGUUUGCACAGGUCGACGCGCAAGGAUUACAGGGGCGGGGAGUACAAGUGCGAGUACUUUUCAGGCAGCGGCAAGGCCAACGUCGCAAUCUGCGGCAUCACGGACGCCGGGCACACGUGCGACAUCCCCUACGUCGGGGCGCCCUAUGACUUGGCGUGGUCAUACGUGAAAGGCAUCAAGAGCUAA
Molecule: messenger RNA, 735 nt
Organism: Monoraphidium neglectum
Lineage: Eukaryota; Viridiplantae; Chlorophyta; Chlorophyceae; Sphaeropleales; Selenastraceae
Exons: 4
Coding region: 1-735 (244 amino acids)
Source: RefSeq, a predicted model, not a curated record